AUGUCGGUAACCAUCCAUCUGGAUCGGCCUCAUGCUCAUUUCACCAACCUCGAUUUUCUCACGGGCAAAGUCGUGCUCACUCUCCCGUCAGAAGCCCCGAUAGGAGGCAUUCAAGUGAAGUUAGAGGGGGAAAGCCGAACCCGGCUGUCGGGCCCACGGCAUCCGCAUAAUGAGCAAUCAGACAAGAAACGGACAGAACUUGAGGUCCAUAAGAUCUUGUACAAGGUUGAGACACUCUUCCCAACACCGGCUGUGUUCAAUCCGAAAACCCAGAAUACGGCGUUCACUUUUGCUGCCGGGACGUAUGAGUAUCCCUUCCAAUUCAAGUUUCCUUUCAACAAUGCGUGCAGUUCGCACAAUAGCAUGCUCACCAACCUGAACUUUACGGGGUUGAAGGUUGAGAUGGCCAAGGACACCAACCGACAUGUCAAGAAGACGCUUCCACCUUCUCUGAGCGGUUUCCAGGGUCUUGCAGAGAUCAAGUACUAUGUGAAAGCGACGGUCAUUCGCCCGCAGUUCUACAAAGAAAACUUGAGAGCAAUUACUAAAUUGAACUUCCUCCCAAUUGAGCCCCCACGGACUGGGAAUCCCAAUGAAGAGACUUACGCUAGACGCCAGCACCAAUUCAAUAGGCCAUCUUCGUCGUCCAAGACCAAGAAGAGUUUGUUCUCGAAACUCUCCUCGCCUUCGCUACAAGACGCGAAUGAAGCGUCUCUACGGAUCUCGGCAGAUGCGAGACUGCCCAAUCCAUCUAUCCUAACUUGUAAUGAGCCAAUUCCAUUAAGGCUGCUGGUGACCAAGCGCUCCGAGUCGUAUGAGACGAUAUUUCUGCAGAUGCUGCAAAUAGAGCUCAUCAGUUACACCCAUGUCCUGGCUCAUGAUCUGCGACGCACAGAGGGCGGAGGCUGGGUCAUAUUGAGCCACAGUAAUAUGAAUGUCCCACUCGGACGAGGAGGGGAUCCCGUUGGUACAGAAUGGACAGUUGAUCCUUCCAUGUGGAAUCGAAUACCCUUGCCUAGCACAGUUGCCCCGUCUUUCGACACUUGUAAUAUCUCACGAAGAUAUGAACUCGAGGUACGAAUCGGCUUAAGCCAUGGCAGCGUUGGCAAUAUGAAGCCUCAAAUGAUCGUUCUGCCUCUGAGGUUACCUGUCAAGGUGUAUUCGGGCAUAGCUCCGCCACAAGCGCUCCUCGACGCCAUGGCUGCUGGCGGAAGGCCAAUCUCAAUUAAACCACUCCCAGCCGAGCCUGUGAACAAUGCUGGUGACCGUCCGCCAAUGCCUCCCCGGCCUUCUGGAUCAGGCAUACCCACAAGCGUAGAGGAUGCUUACGACGAAGCUCCACCAAGCUACGAGGAUGCGAUGGCUGAAACUCUAAGUCCUGUGGAUGGCCCCCGCCGCGAGUAUAACCCACCAGAUGCUCCCUCUGCCAACAGAGCUAAUGAAUCUGGAGCUGAUUCGACCUCUUCAGUUUUUCGGACAAAGGGGCUUGAAACCACGUCGCCUUACGGCCAUCCUGAAGCCAAUUCAUCAUUGGAAUCAUUUGAUAUGCUUCCUGCCACGCCACCGGAAUCACACUCUGGAUCACCUCCUACCUCUCCGAUUGCACGCCAGCAAAGUGUGCUCAAGAUACACAAGGCCUUACCACUGGAGGAAGAAAGUCCACCUCAAUACCAGCAGGUAGCUGGACCUUCCUCUCCAAACCCACAAGACCACAAUGAGCAUGGAUCGUCUCGACCAGGGUUCCGUCCCAUGAAUCUUGGAGUCCCCAAUAGGAAGCCGGUUCCCCGGAGUCCGAGUUCCGGACACUUCUAA
This is a messenger RNA of Aspergillus clavatus NRRL 1, 1812 nucleotides long. RefSeq names its product arrestin (or S-antigen), N-terminal domain protein. Gene Ontology annotation, cellular component: cytosol; cytoplasm; plasma membrane. The transcript has 5 exons. The coding region runs from base 1 to 1812 and encodes 603 amino acids. The record is from RefSeq and is a predicted model, not a curated record. Gene Ontology annotation, biological process: ubiquitin-dependent endocytosis. Gene Ontology annotation, molecular function: ubiquitin protein ligase binding; protein-macromolecule adaptor activity. Lineage: Eukaryota; Fungi; Ascomycota; Eurotiomycetes; Eurotiales; Aspergillaceae.